UCCUCUUUCAGUUUAUAUCAGAGAGCCUAAUGGAGUCUUUCGAAAGACCUAGUCGGGUUAGCAAGGCUAACUUAUUAGAAGUCCCUACUGUAAACGAUUACUUUUCUGAAGAUGAAGAUGUUAAACCUGACAUUAAACACCGUUUCUCUCCACUUCCCCGAAGGAAGAAUUCUGCUUCUUCAGAGGAAGAGGAGGCAGAUGCCCCCACCAGCAUUGCAAGAAAAGUUUCAUUUGCUGAUGCAUUUGGGUUUGAUCUUGUGUCCGUUAAAGAGUUUGAUACCUGGGAAAUUCCAAAUAUAGCACAAAACAAUGACUUAGAAGACGAAGCUUUCCCUCAAGAGGAAUUCUUUUUAACUCAGCUGUUUACAUUACCUACUUCCCAAGAAGAAGUUUUGCAAAAAGUGCGAGAACAGAAAGUGCUGUUGGAGUCAAUUGUGUUCCUGCCUGGGAUUACCUGUAUGAAUGGCAUUAUACGAGUCCUCAACGUAUCUUUUGAAAAGGCGGUGUAUGUUCGAAUGACACUGGAUAACUGGGUCAGUUAUUAUGAUAUCCUAGCAGAGUUCAUGCCUAAUUCUUGUGGCAGUGAAACUGACCAGUUCUGCUUUAAGAUUUCUUUGGUGCCUCCUUAUCAGAGAGAUGGAGCCAGAGUGGAAUUCUGUAUACGAUAUGAAACAUCGAUCGGUACCUUCUGGGCAAACAACGAUGACAAAAACUACACUCUGAUUUGUCACAAGAAAGAAACUGUGCCCAAGUUGGAUAAUAAACCACACAGAGAAGGUGCUGAUAGACAUCUUAAAGGCUGCUUAAAGACGGCACUGAGCAGCAAAGAAGAAAUAUCGGAAACAUCUGAUCGUGACAUAUGGAAUAAUUCAAGGACUUCAGAUGCAAAUAUCCCAGAGAUUGUUUGUUCACAAGCAGAAGACAAAGAGAGUGCACCAGCUAAUGAAAAUAUAAAAGAUAAUAAUGCAGAAUACAACCAGGGUGAUCACGAAGAUGAUGAAAAAGAAUUAGAGUUGCUGCUAAAUCAGCACUUCACAGGAGCUAAAGGUACCUCUUCCAGAGAUGAAAGGAAUUUAGACACAACAGAACCAGUUAAUUUUCCAAGUGAAACUGUAAGAUUGGAGAAAAAUCUAACCUGUGUAGAAAGAAGCAGUGACUUGCUGAGGCACCCAGUGCCUAUCAGUUCCUUAUCUGAAAAUACUUCACAAGUGAUAGGAGAAGAAUUAAAAGGUAAUGCUAAGUAUUCCAUAGGAGGAUAUAAUAGUCACCCAUCAGGAAAGGAAGUCUCUGCUGGCUCAGCAAACAGCAGCGAACAGUCUUGGGAUUCUACUGCUAUCAGUGAAACCCUUUCAUCGGUAAAAUACUUUCCUGGAACAAAGCAGAAUGAGGCUAUCAAUAUUGCGGCUACUGUCUCAAGCCAACAAGGAGAGAGCCACACAGAUAUUACAAGAGGUGAAGCAGAUAAUGCCUCAGGAAGUAAGAUGAUGGAGAGGUUAUUCAUCAGUGAGGAUGAUACCUCGAAAGAGGCCUGUGAAAUGAGACCAGCAGCCAUUUCUUCAGUGCAUGAUGAAUCCUUGCAAUUAAAAGAAUGUAUAACAGGAAUGCUGGAUGGCAAUGCUAAUCCACCUCCAGAGUACCAAGUGCCAAAAACGUCUCACCAAACUCUGGAUUCAUUGUCAUCAGCUGCUGACAAAAAUGAAGGAAAAAUCAAGAUGAUUGAAAGCAAAGUUCAGGCACAUUUAAAAGGAGAUUUACAUAUCGACACUUUUGCAUACACUGAUGUCUCAACAGAUUCCACAAAAAGCCAAUAUACACACAAAAAAGGAGUUUGUGAAUUGUUGGAAAAAAAAUAUAGCACUGAUACAGAGAAGGAGAAAAGAGUCAUCGAAAUAGCAGACUUAGCACUAAUCGGAGAGGAAGAAGCACCCAGGCCUUUCAAGUCUCACAGAAAACAUGCCUUCAGCACAUCGUUCCUGCCAGAUGAAGGCAACAAGCACAGAGCCAGGCCUGCACAAAAAGGACCUGGGGCUUACUUGCCAGAGGAUGAAAGCAGAGCUGAAGAUGCUCAGGAACACAGAGGAUUCACAAGGUUAAAAGACAGAGGAAAGACAGAGAAUGAAAAUAAAGGAGGACUGGUAGAGAUGGAAAGUGAAGAAAACACCACUGGACAGGCAUGGAAGCGAGCAGAUAGUGGGGUGCGGUGGGCAGCAGGGGGUGAUGCAAGAGCUCAGAGCUCUUGUACAAGAGAGCUAUUUACCUGCCAAGAGGCAGAGAGUUGUGAGAAGUCUCCUGUCUCUGAGCACAGUAUUACAGGGAAAGCAGAGGCAGGUAUGGCUUAUAUAAUUAAAACAACAUCAGAAAGUGCUCCAGAAAAAAUGUCUGCCAGUGAAAAAGCAGUAAUUGCUAAGCUACCUCAAGAGAUUGCACUAAGUGACAGGCCCACAGAGGAAAAGGAAACAGCGUUUGAUACACAUGAAGGGAGAAAUGAUGGUUCACAUUAUGCUCUUUGUCAACUCAACACAGUGGGUGUAUUAUAUGACACCGAAUUUGAAAAGGAAUCAGUUUUAGAUAUUUAUAAUGCACGCGUACAUGAAACACUGCAAGGAGAAACGAUGUCUGUGUGCAGUAGCAGGGAAAAACGUGCCAAAGCAAAACCAGACACUGGAGAUAUUCCGCCUGCAGAAGGAGAUGUGAAGGCUUCUUCUGCAGAAAAGAAGGAAGGUGUGAGGCAGGGUUUACAUUCAGAAGUAUCUAAAUAUUCCCAGGGUGCCCAGAGGCAUCGCUACAGUGAGGAAUUGGCAGAGCUCUAUAGCGAAGAGAGCUACCUUGGAACACCUUCCUAUUUGCAUGUCAAAGCUCAAACAAAAACAUCAACUUCUGGUACAAACACUAUACCCAGUUACCACAACAAAAGCCCUCCACUGGCAUCUUCUGCAGCAGACAUGGACCAUCCAUAUAUUCACUCUGAAUUCAAAGUCAUUGAAAAGGCUGUUGCAGAGUCAGGAUAUGAUUUAAGUCUGCCAAAUGAAAUGAAACAUAUUAAUGAAAGCCUCUUUCCUGAAGCUGAAAGAAAAGAAGUACCUUCCACUUCAGACACAACGGUUGCUAGAGAAGAAAGAGGAAGCAGUAUAGGUCAGUGUUUCCAUCAAGCAGAGUUCAACCAAGAGAAGUCAUUGAGGCCAGAAAUUUCAAUUAGUAAGGCUACCAAAGAAGUUGCUGGGAGAGGCUCUGAUUCUCACCAUUUAAUAACUGAAGGAAAAACGCUAAAUUGGCUUGAUGAAUCUCAGAAUGAAAAACAGAACAUUUCUCAUCCUGCAGAUAUGCCUGACCAGAAGAGUGAAGAACAGAUGCUGUCUAGUGAGUCUCCGGGUUUAAAACAGAUUGGUUGCAAAAUCUUUUGUUUCUUCUUCUUUCUUGUGUUUGCUGCAACACUUUACCACUAUGAUUUGAUGGUUUGUCUCGCACUCUACAUGUUCUCCCUGUACUGGCUCUACUGGGAAGGAAGAAGAAGCAAAGAGUCUGUCAAGAAGGAAUAACAUUAUUUGAUUAUCAACCGUGCUCAAGAUCUAUGGUCAAUAGUCUCCAACCCCUCCAAAGCAUUUCCACUGUUGAAGAGAUUACUCAUUUUUAGAACCAAAGCAAGGUUUCUACUGAAGCAUCUUUUUAAAAGAUUACAUAUGAAGUUGAGCCUUCAUAUACAUAACUAUUCUAUAGGACCAUCAUGUUUGGAUCAUUAAAUACCUGUAAGAAUAUGAGAUCUGAAGCACGUCAAGUUAAAAUGAAGUACAGCUGUUGCUCUUUAGCACAUUAUGAAGAGGCAAUGCUUCAUAUCUCUUUAGCACUUAAAAACACCAUUAUGUUGCGUUAAUUACUUUUGCAGUAAAGCUUCAAAUUUUUUAGUUUUUUUUUUUUUUUUUUUUUUUAAGAUUUUGUGUAGUAUGUAACAACACAGGGAAAGGUGUAAUAACUAACUCAGUAUUUUGGUACUGAUACUGAAGUUGAUUAGUCAACACUCUAAGAAAUAUGACGUCUGAUGACAGCUUAAUUUUUUUGUCCCAAAUUUUGUUUUGGUUUAGUGUUACAGUGAUACUCCUGUUUGAAAAAAUGUGAGGUUAGACUGCAGUUGCAUCAUAUAGCUUUCUGGAUGUAGCUGUGUAGAUGAACAGACAUGCUGUUUCCACCCUGUGGCUGAAGAGAUCAAACGUCACAGUCACAGGCUUCUUACUGUUCAUGCACUUCCACAAACAUUUUUGUUUUAUUUGUAAAUGAAGAUUAUGUAACAUGAUAGAGAAUUUCAUUGAACUGAGUGUUAUCCCAGACAAAUGCUUUGAGUUACAAUUUUUUUUUUUUCCACCAGUGUUGCUUGAGCAUAUCUAAAAAGCAUUAAAUAAAUUUUACAAAGGAGUGCUAUGACUGUGUUGAGCAUGUCUGAAUUAGGCUUAUUAUUUUUUUUCUAUGGCUUAUUACCUUGUGCUAAUCGCAUAGCAAUAGAAAACAGGGUAGGUGGGGCAGAAAAGCCUAAUGUCUAUCCUAAGAGCCCACAGAGACCUAGUGCAGCAGGCAUUCUGCAGAGCAGGCAUGCUGGAGGCUCCACUGCUACAGUGGUCCUGAUCUGUCAUGUACGGUCAUGUCUAAAGUUUGUCCAAGAAGAAAAGAGAUGGAUAGAUUACAUUUCAGUAUAGCCAUUUUCGAGAUGAUGGCCACAAAUGCCAUCAUAGGUAGUAUACUAAAAGAAGCACCAAGGUGACAUAAUGCUACUAGAUCCCUAGAACUUAAGAAGGAAAGGUAUUUUAAGCUACAUUUGUUUCCCUCUCCUCAGCUCAGUACUGCCAGUAUGGAAUACCACGCUGACUGUGAAAGGCUUGUUUGCAAGAUAUAGCUGAAGUUCCAUAAUAGACUAGUCAUGUGGUUGUUGGCUUAGCUCUAAAAUAAUGGUUUAAAACUUAGUUAUAUGUUUCAAGGUGCUAGAAGACUGCUACAGGGAGCACCUUGAUAUUCUUGUUCUCCAGGGAGUAUAACUUUGGGGCUCUGUGGGAAUUGUGCACUCAGUGGGAGCGAGAAAAUACAGGGGAUCUGUUGCUGAUGAGCACACUGACAGCUGUAUACUCUGACAACAGUUGAAAGCAUCCAUAAUUGAGUUUUAGUGAUGGGCUGGAGGUACUUAGGAAGGACACAGAAGGCUCUAAUACUGGUCUGGAUCUUCUAAGGUACAUAGGAGCUAAAUGAUCAUUGAGAUAAUAAAUUUAUUCAGUAGGCAUAAGAAGGUAGGUCCAAUACAAAAUUUAUGUUUAGAAUUGAAUUUGAGUCCGAGUCUGUGUAAUUCCAAAAUCAUAGGAUGGCCUGAGUUGGAAGGGACCUCAAGGAUCAUCAAGUUCCAACUCCUGAGUACGUAAUGAUGUCAAACUCUUCUUUACCCGGAGACCACAAACACUGAAAGAACUGUGCCUUUUCAUGGCACACAUAGGCACUUUCUUAAAAGAACAUGACAUUCCUUCACUGUUGGCAGUUCGCCCUCUGUGAUUUGACAGAUCCCUGGUCUUAGUGGUUCAACAUUUAAGCCUGUCUGGUUUAGAGAACUCCGGUAUUACGUAGGUCACUCCAAAGUAAUACCUCCUACAUGUUUCCAUGGAAACUACAAUGACUAUACAAAGAGCACAAUAACACUAUUUGAUAGAACAAAUUCUUAGCUACAGAAUACUAUGUUUCCACAAAGUCAGCACCACUGGUUAAGCAUUUUCAUCAGUAAUGAACAAGUGUCUGCAUGCUGUGCUCAUAAAAAUCUGUACCAGUGGAGGUGUGACCCACUGUCACUACCACCACUACUGCAACUCAUCACCCAUCACCUUAGUGUGCUCAUAUCCAUUGUUUGAUCUCCAGAAAUGCUCAGAAAGCAUUGAUGAAUGUCAGUGGAUGUCAUUUUUCCCACAUGGAGGAAUUCAGUAACACAUCUCUGCUUCAUACGCACUUCCAUGUCAGACACCAUUCUGUCAGACUGUCCCAGUGCUACCAUCUGUCGUGCAGAAACAAAAUGUAAAGAAGUAUUGGCCAGAAGGCGCACCCUCUACUGCCAUACCACCAGCAUCUGUCUCUGAUGUUAUGGGACAACACAGCAAAUUAGGAGGCGUUUCUUUCAAAGUAGCCCUCAUAGUUCACUUCCUGGUACAGUGGGGGCUCUCAAGUAGCAUCUGAUAUAUUCUGACAGGAUAAAGGUCCUCAGUUAGAGGGCUAAAAAGGUGAAGAAAGCACUCUUUGCUUGUCCUGAUGAAAUUAUUACUGUUUACUCUGGCCUCAUGCCCAGCGAGAACAAGAACACAAGACAUGUCGUACUGUAAUAAUUAAAAUAAUUUGACCAGUAAAA
Coturnix japonica (Japanese quail) is the source of this 6358-nucleotide messenger RNA. RefSeq names its product protein phosphatase 1 regulatory subunit 3A (gene PPP1R3A). The record is from RefSeq and is a predicted model, not a curated record. Gene Ontology annotation, molecular function: protein phosphatase 1 binding; glycogen binding. Gene Ontology annotation, cellular component: protein phosphatase type 1 complex. Gene Ontology annotation, biological process: regulation of glycogen biosynthetic process. Lineage: Eukaryota; Metazoa; Chordata; Aves; Galliformes; Phasianidae.